Ctenopharyngodon idella (grass carp) is the source of this 8947-nucleotide messenger RNA. It is a transcript of the gene hipk3b, whose product is annotated as homeodomain interacting protein kinase 3b. The transcript has 17 exons. Gene Ontology annotation, cellular component: PML body; nucleus; cytoplasm. Bases 346 to 4155 code for a protein of 1269 amino acids. NCBI's taxonomy places the organism in Eukaryota, Metazoa, Chordata, Actinopteri, Cypriniformes, Xenocyprididae. The record is from RefSeq and is a predicted model, not a curated record. Gene Ontology annotation, biological process: peptidyl-serine phosphorylation; peptidyl-threonine phosphorylation. Gene Ontology annotation, molecular function: ATP binding; protein tyrosine kinase activity; protein serine/threonine kinase activity.
GCAGUGUCAUAAGCAGCAAACAUUCCUCGCGCAGCUGAGAGUGAGUGAGUGUAGAGGGACAUGAUAUCGGCUGUCAGUGCUGCUCUUCCCCGCACACAACAUGGGCUCCACCGCCCAUACCAUCAAAACCAGAGCUCGAGCAUCACUGCAAUGCCCCGGACUCGGUUCUGUGUCGUGGAUCGCGUGUAUUUUUGAGAUUUUUGAGAUGUAAAAUGUGGGUGAUGGUGCUGUGGACAAGAUGGCAGCAGUAUGAGACAUACAUCUAUAUGUUGUGAGUUCAGUUGAAGUGUGUAAAAUGAUCGGAGAAGACCUGGAUUAUAUCUACUGUUACUUCGUGUGAAAGGUAUGGCCUCACAAGUCUUGGUCUACCCACCACAUGUUUUUCAAACUCAGACAAGUGCCUUUUGUAGUGUGAAGAAACUCAAAGUCGAGCCCAGGAACUGUGUUUACCAUGAGAGGGCCUACCCACAGACUUACUUGAAUGGUAGAACCCUUGGCAUUGCUUACCCGACAAAACUCACCGCUUCGUUCAAGACGCGAGAUUCUGUGAUUGGCAGGCACCGCGGGCAGGAUUUUCCAUUGCAGACGGCUACUGUACGUGGUGUGCGACGUCAGCAUACCACCACAGCGGCACAGCAGCAAAAAGGGGGUAUCUCCUCUCAGGACAAAGGGCCAGAGCACCAGGACAAAGGAAGGGGUUGCAGCAGUGGAGCUACAGGGGCAGUUGGAAGGGGUAGGGGAGAGGGAAGCAGCAGUCAAGAAGGAGGUGGAGGACAGGGUGGAGGUGAAGGUGAAGGUGGUGGAGGAGAGGACGAGGGUGAACGGGAAGACUGUGGAGGUUUUAACUUGCAAGACAGCUCCCACAGAUGCGGGCUGAAACGUAAGAGCGGGGAGCUUGAGAACUUGGGGAGCGCAAUGCAGAUUGUAGAGGACCUGUCAAUGUUACCUGCAAUGUUGCAAUCAAACGUGGGAAACCCACCGGUUGCAGUGCCAGCGGCGGCCGGUGGAGGGCCUGCAAAGCAAGGUGGAAAUUCCAGAAAUGGGGAUGGAGACUACCAGUUGGUGCAGCAUGAGUUGCUUUGCUCGUUGAAGAACACCUAUGAGGUAUUAGACUUCCUCGGCCGUGGUACUUUCGGCCAGGUUGUGAAAUGCUGGAAACGAGGCACCAGUGAGAUCGUGGCAGUGAAGAUCUUGAAGAAUCAUCCAUCAUAUGCACGACAGGGCCAGAUUGAGGUGGGCAUCCUGGCCCGCCUCAGCAGCGAGAAUGCAGACGAGCAUAAUCUUGUGCGAGCCUUUGAGUGUUUCCAGCACCGCAGCCACACCUGCCUUGUGUUUGAGAUGCUGGAGCAGAACCUGUACGACUUCCUCAAGCAAAACAAAUUCAGCCCGCUACCUCUGAAGGUGAUCCGUCCCAUUCUUCAGCAGGUGGCCACAGCGCUAAAAAAACUGAAGGCCAUGGGACUGAUUCAUGCGGACCUGAAGCCUGAGAACAUCAUGCUGGUGGACCCUGUACGGCAGCCCUACCGAGUGAAAGUCAUAGACUUUGGCUCAGCCAGUCAUGUCUCCAAAGCAGUCUGCUCAACGUACCUCCAGUCCCGGUACUACAGGGCUCCUGAGAUCAUUCUUGGCCUGCCUUUUUGUGAAGCCAUAGACAUGUGGUCGCUGGGAUGUGUGAUUGCUGAGCUCUUCUUGGGCUGGCCCCUCUACCCAGGAGCCCUCGAGUUUGACCAGAUUCGCUACAUUUCUCAGACGCAGGGUCUGCCAGGAGAGCAUCUGUUAAAUGUGGGGACGAAGACGUCUCGCUUCUUUUGCCGGGAGUCAGACUCGCCGUAUGCAGGCUGGAGACUUAAAUCCACAGAAGAGCACGAGACCGAGACGGGGCUGAAAUCAAAAGAAGCCAGGAAGUACAUCUUCAGCUGUUUGGAUGACAUAGCGCAUGUGAAUUUAGUGAUGAAUCUGGAAGGCUGUGAUUUGUUGGCAGAGAAGGUUGAUCGUGCAGAGUUUGUGGGUUUGCUGAAGAAGAUGUUGUUAAUAGAUGCAGAGGAAAGAAUUGCCCCAAGUGACGCCCUUAGCCAUCCUUUUGUUACCAUGCAGCACCUGCUAGACUUCCCCCACAGCAACCAUGUCAAAUCCUGUUUUCACAUUAUGGACGUGUGCUGCUCACGACCAGGCAGUUACGAGUCCCUCAGCCGGACCAAGGCUCAGUUUGUCAGGACUGUCCCGAGCACUGGUGCAGCACCCAACCUUACCCUGCCCUUCUGCAAGGUGACUGGCAUUCACACUCAGUGCGCAGUCAUCAUUUUCAGAACUAGAGAAAGCCAGCGCAAUAAUGUCACUGCUUUAGCCUCAUCUGCCCCUUCAGUGAUGCAUCCUGGAAUCCCUCUCCAGACAGGAAGUGCUCAGUUUGGUGACUCUUUCCAGCAGGCGCUUAUUCUCUGUCCCCCAACCAUACAAGGUCUCCCACCUAACCCAAAUAAGCCAGUGGGAUUCUCUGUGCGCAUGGAAAGUACAGUACCACUGGUAACACAAGCCUCUGCCAUCCAACCUCUACAGAUCAGACCAGGGGUCAUUACACAGCAAGCAUGGUCAAAUCGUGCCCAGCAAAUCCUGGUGCCCACCUGGCCUCAGGUGGCCCCUUCAGCAACGGCAUUGGCCUCAGACACAGUGGCAGGUCCACAGAGACUAGCAGAAUGGGGGAAAGUUCAUUCCCAUGGCAACCAUUACAGCUCCAUGAUGCCCCACCAGCCGCUGUUAACAAACCCAAUGGCCAUGUCAGCUCACCAGCCUAUCAGCAUAGGGAUAGCUCAUGUUGUGUGGCCACAGCCAGCUGCUAAUAAAAGAAAUAAACCAUCUUCAAACAGAAGUAACAACUUCAUGCACAGCACCAAUUCCCAAAACUCAUCAUGCCAGUCCCCAAAGAUGGUAGACGGUGCCAAAAACACAGAGGAAGAGGCUGCGGAUUGUGUAGUAGAGGCGGUGCCAGAGGAGGAGCCUGCAUGCUGUAAGGCAAAACAAGAGUACGAGGACUCGACUGUGUCUCAGAAGCAGAGACAGACCAUUGUGAUCGCUGACUCUCCGAGCCCUGCAGGCAGCGUCAUCAGUAUCAGCAGUGGUACAGAUGAGGAGGGGCCGGACACUCAGAAACAUUCACUAGAGUGUAAAGGUAGUCCGGAGUGUGAGGCAUGUCAGAGCACACUCAAUAUGGAGCGCGUGUGUUCCCUGAGCAGUCCCGAUUCAACCCUUAGUACCAGUUCAUCGGCUUCAGAGCAGUCCAGCUCCUCCCCCUGCAAGAGACCCAUCAGUAUGUCAGAUGAUGAGCACGAAAGUGGAUGUGAUACGGUGGAUGGCUCGCCCGCAUCAGUGUCCUCCAGUCGAGCUGACAGCCCCUUCCUGGAGGCCACCUAUAUUAAUGACAACAACCAGAACUGCAAAGCCAAUGUAACUACAGAGACUGAGUCUACCAAGCUGCCCAUCCGCACCAUGGUGGUUCCGCCCAUGCGGGUUCAGAAUAAUGCGCCGAUGGGCCGCACAGUUAUAGAGCCAUCAUGUCCACCCAAAGGCCGCAGUGGUUCCAACAGACAGCCGCCCUACUCAACAUUACUGGUGAAUCGCCAACAGAAGACUGCACCGGCUUUCCCGCCCCUGCAGCCCUCUCAACAGCAGCUCUCUUUUGGACAGGUGCAGCAUUAUGGCUCCGCCCACCAGGAGUGGAACGGAAACUAUAGCCACCGCCGCCCUCAAGCAUUCAUCCCGCCCACCGUACAUGGCCACACCUUCACUCUGCCUCACGGUAGUCCCACCCACACAGCCCACCCUCCUCAAUCGCACCUGGGCAUCCACCCUCACACCCAGCCAACUUUACUGUCCUACCCCCCUUCAGGCCCCCUGGUGACAAAUGCCCCUAUGGCCCACCUCUUGGCUUCACCUGGGUCCACACGGAAUCACGUCUUUCAACCUGCUUAUGGCCUCUCCCAUCCGGCGGGCCACCUCGUGCACCAGGUCACUGUGGGGCUCAACCGCUUCUUGCCCUCACCCACCCUCCACCCUCAAGGCCAAUUCAAGCCCCUGUUCCCGCCACACUCCUUCAUCGCAUCACCCGCAUACGCAGGCUUCCCCCUCAGUCCCACCAAACUAAACCAAUACCCGUACAUCUGACACUCGCUCUGCAGCCCUAUGGCAGGCGUAAGGCCAGGCUUUCUGCAGAAACCACAAACCACCUGGUUUUCGCACCCAAAGCCAUGGCACAAAAGAGAAAGGAAGCAGUUUCUCUGAAUCACAUAGACUUGAGUGCAAUUAAAGUGAGCUUUAAAAAGGAAAUGUAAAAAUGGAAAGUGUUUAGCAUGUAGAUAAAGAAAGCGCACGGUUGAGAAGCAAGAGAUUGGAUAAAUAAGAAACAAACUGUUUUGCACAUUUGAUCACCUUAUCAGAUUUUCAGCUCUUCAGAUUUGAGCGCUCCUCUAAUGAAUAUCAACAAAGGAUGGUGUCCAAAAUCAUGUGAUCGUCAACUUAUUUUUAUACAUUGCCUUUACCUUGUAUACAACACAUCUUUGUUUGUAAAGACAGCCCAGUAUGUUGUUCACAACUGAUAAAAUGUGUCCACUUGCCGUGUUUUCUUGCGUUCCAAGUAUUUGUACUUUUCUCUGUCGUUGGUGUCGUUUGGAAUGGAGUCUCCUAAAAGAGUCGUUCGUCACAUUCUGCAUGUGUUGCAUGAUGUUGAUCAGAGAGAAGCCUAUAGGGGCUCUUUAUGUGUCGAGAGGCUCGCUGCAUUGUUGUCCCCAGCCAUAGUGCCUUAUAUAUAUCGGCAGUUGUUUGUGUUCUACUACACUCUCUCUCUGUGUAUAUACAAUGUGUUUGUGUGUGUAUGUGUCCUGGACUGCAGCACUUGCAAUUCAAAUCAGUCCGUGCAUUCUUUUUGUGUGUGUGUGUGUGUGUGUGUGUGUGUGGUGUGUGUGUGUGCGUGUGUGUGUGUGUGAUGUAUAUACACACUGGUGUAUUAUUUCAUGCAUAGAUAGGCAUCAAUGUACUGCAUUGCACAAACUGCAGUGCUUAUUUUUGGAUCCAGUGUAUAUUUGAGAUGUAGUGAAUUACUUUUCGUUACUUCAUUGGAGAACGGCAUGCUUUUGCUGCUGCGAAUGCUUGCUGUUGAUUUUGUUUUAAUCUUUUUUUUUUUUUUUCUUCUUCUUUUUUUUUUAUCUUGAAUUCACUAGUUGUGUAGAGAAUUCUUUGAAUUUCUAUCCAGAAAAAUCUAAAAAUCUAACAGUAUUUGUACUGUUUAGUAAAACUGCAAUACAAUCUAUAUAGUUAAAGGUUUGUUUUUCUUUUUGUCUGUGUAUUUAGUUCUUUGGGUUUGUUUGUGUGUGUGUGUGUUUGUUUUGUGUGGUGGGCAUGGCUUCGACUAGAUGAAGACACAAAUGCAACUAUCGGUCUUUGAUUCAGGGUCAUGGAUUCAUCUUAGCCUGAGCAGACCAUGCAGUAUUUGAUGUAUAGACACCAAAUACUAUAUAUAUAUAUAUAUAUAUAUAUAUAUAUAUAUAUAUAUAAUAGAUCUAGUUUUUUUUUAGUGCUGAAGCUUGACACGGUUUAAGGUGUGCAAUUCUCAUUUAUGCAUGUGUGAAUUGAUUUUUUUCUUAAUUAUUAUACAAUUAUAUCAUAUUUUGAAAGCUUGUUGGUGUCAACUGCAUUUUAUACAUUCCGUCAGGGAGAAUAAAUAUAUUGUGUGUGUGUGUAGUGUGCAUUUUUGUUUUCAGUUUGUUCUGCUUGGUUUGUGUUUUUGCCUCUCAAAUGAAGUUUGCUUGUGCACCACCAAAGACUGUAAUUUGAAGGCUCUGUUCCAGAACCUAGCGAUAUUUCAAGGCAUCAUACUUAAACUCCUGAUGCAAAAGCUGUCAGAGAUUCUCUUAAAUAGAAAGAAUCAUCCUCCCUGGCUCUACCAUUGGAAAAAAAAAUCCUAACUGUCAACUUGCAUCACGGGUGCCUCAUAAACCCAAUCAUAUUAUAGCCUUGACGUCAUUGAGUCGCUGGCAGGGUUGCCAAGUCUUCAGUUUUCCAGCAGAAUUGGGCUACUUUUAAACUGUUGCUGUGGGUUGAAGGAGGGCCACUGGGAGAGAGCCUUUGAGCUGUGUUUAUGAUCACUAUGAUAUAGUGAUUUUCAAUUUGCAUAACAGUAACUGUAAAAUAUAAAUUUUAAGUAUGGGGAUGGCACAUUUUGUGUUUUGAUAUUUGGGAUAUCAUUUGGCUACUUUUGGGCUAUUUUUGAUUGGCCAUUGGGCUAGUUUUGUUACGCAGACCUGGCAACCCUGUACAACGGUCAAACGUUUUUGCGGAUACAGCAUGAGAAGUGCCAUAAACGGAAUCCUACCCUAUCACAAAAUUGACAAUUAAAAUUUUGAACUCGAUCAAUCCAAAAUGAAUCUUUAGUGGAGAACAUGUUGAAGAUUAGCCAAUUUUUUGUGCUUACAAGAGUAAGAGCUGUUAGCUUAGCAACAUGCUAACUUCAGAGUUUUGCAAUCAAUUGUGGGUUGAGCCUCUUAGUGAGAAGGUGGCUAUUUGUAUGACUUACUGCUUAUGUAGAACGUUCUGUAUUGGCUGCGUAUGAAGUCAGUAGAACUCAAGGCAGCUCGUUAGGUUUUGGAACAGAACCGUUUCUCUUAGCAAGGUAGCUACUCUGUCCGCAUAGACCUCACGUAUACUGUAGUAAUUAUAGUCAUGGGGUAAAUUUCAAAAAUUGUAUUUAAAAAAAAAAAAAAGGCUGACGCUGCAUUCACACAGAGCGUUGGCAUCAACACUUGAUGGAGUACGUGUCUGAAGCUUAGUGUUGACGCGACCAUCAUAGUGACAACAGCCAAUCACAUUACUUUCAGGUGCUGCAUGAACGCAAUUGGCUAGCGUCUGUGCUAGGGUAUUUGCAUAAGGCGAUCUGAUUGGCUGACACCUGCGUUGGCACUUGAAAAGUUGAGAAAUUUUCAACUUCUGCCGCGAGCAACGCGAGUGAAGCGACGCAACGAAACCCACAAUUCAGUUCGGCAAUGCAUGACAUCACCCAUUCAAAGUAAAAGAGAAACGUUAAUGCCGAUGCUCCGUGUGAAUGCACCGUGAGGUUAUGUUUAGCUUUUUGAACAAGUAAUAAGUCGUAUCAUCUAUCUUGAAUGUAUCAUAGACAAGCUGCUAUAUAUUGAUUGCCACUUCAGAUAGCUGUGAAAUUAGAUUAGACUAGUUCAUAUCUGCAUUUGUUUAUUUGUACGAGUCUCUCUGAUUGCCUAAACUAGAAGUGGAUUUUGAUUUUGAGUACAUUUUGCUUCAAUGUUUGGAGUGUUAUUGUAACUACUGUAUUGCUGAUAAUGGACAUUUAGAAUUUUUUUUUUUCUUUUUUCAAAUCAGUAUUGUAUCUUCAUAACGGUUCUGGCUCAUCACUGCAUAUUAAUGGAUGUAUAUGUGUAACUUAAUUUGUGUAUGUUUACCUGUUUAUCUAUGUUUUUGACUUGUAAUAGCUUGCAGGACUGAUUUAACUUUAUCCAAAUAUUCUGCUGUGUUUCAGAAAUACAAACAUUAGUAUAUUUGUCAAGGACUUUUCGGUUAAUAUAAGCAGCCCCAUAACCUCAUGCCACUGAGCACUUAUUAAAAGGCUAGUGUGCAGUAACCACAUGGCCAUUCUUUGAUAUGAGAGUACAGUGUUGUGAUUAAAUGAAUUUAGUGUCCAACUGAAUUGUGAUUUUUAUUAAUGUUUGUCAUUUGAAAAUUGAAAACAUGUUUUUAAACAAAUGAUCACUGAUGUCAGCUGAUGUGUUAUAUUCAUGUUUGGUCAUGUCUUUUUUUUUUUCUUUCUUUCUUUUUUCCUUUCUUUGAUCAGUGUAAGCAACACUGUGUGUGCCUUGAUUGAGAUAUUGGUAAUGACACAUUCACUUUGCAAAAACAAGUGUUCAGCUCACCCACUGACCAGACCAAAUAUGAGAAAGAACAAACAGUAUAAGUACCAUUCCAGGGAUCGAGGUUUUUUUUUUUUUUUUUUUUUUUUUUUUUUUUUAUAUAUAUAUAUAUAUAUCAUAAAUAAUAUUAAUUAGACUUAUCAAUCACUAAUAUAUUUCUAGUUAAUCUUAGCCAGCUAAUUUUAAAUAUUAAAAGCCUUUCAUUUUGAUUCAUUAAGAAUGUUAAUGUUGCACCCUGUGCAUAUGUUUCGAUCCCUGUGAAAUGGCAUUCACCAGCAUUUAGCCUGAAUACAUCAUGUGUCAAUAUAGAAAAGACUGUACUCAACACUUUCAAUAUUUAUUGUGUUCAUAUUUAAACAAAUUAAUGGAUAUGGAUGAUUUCUGCUGAACUCUUUUCUAAUAACAGUAUUCAGUAAACGUUAACACCACCAUUUUUAUUUUAGAAACUGUGUUGGCAAAAUUACAUCUGGGUCUAUUUAUAAAAUUGUUUUGUCUAAAUUAUUUACCAUUCAACCUGAAAUUCACUUCCCAAUAUGAUGAUUUUCAAUCUGUGUAUAAGCAGAUCCACGGUUUAUAUCAUUUUUAUCAUUUGUCAAAGAAGUUACUUCACACUGCAAGUUAUGGAUUUCAUGUUUCAGUUACUUGGUUAAUUAAGAGUUGAUCAAAUUAAAUUGUUAUUCACUGUUUUGAUAUGUGUAUACUUUUGUCGCUUUUUGUUUAGCGUUUCGUUUCAUUUGCUUAUCUGGUUUGAUGCUACACUAGUUUGUCACGUAGCACUUGCACUGUGCAAUAUUUAACAGUAUGAGGACUGGGGAAAUGUAACCCUUUGGAUAUAAUGUCUUUACAGAGUGUAAUUGAUGUUUCCUCUCUAGUUCUCAGUGAAUAAAGAUGUGACCAAGCCUUCUCUACUUAGUCACAUUAAACUGAAUUUCCAGGUGACUUUUGGUGAGUGAAUAAAACUUCAUGGUGUUUUGUCAAGAUUCACUUUGAAUACAAAAGAAAAAUAAAGUAAAGAAAAAAAAAUC